Molecule: messenger RNA, 1019 nt
Organism: Salarias fasciatus (jewelled blenny)
Lineage: Eukaryota; Metazoa; Chordata; Actinopteri; Blenniiformes; Blenniidae
Product: homeobox protein Hox-B3a-like
Exons: 3
Coding region: 174-1019 (281 amino acids)
Biological process (GO): anterior/posterior pattern specification; embryonic skeletal system morphogenesis; regulation of transcription by RNA polymerase II
Cellular component (GO): nucleus
Molecular function (GO): DNA-binding transcription factor activity, RNA polymerase II-specific; RNA polymerase II cis-regulatory region sequence-specific DNA binding
Source: RefSeq, a predicted model, not a curated record
GAGAAACAUGAGCAGGGCCUGGAUGGACCGGACAGAACGGAGAGUCUGCAGAGGAGAACAGACCGAGCAGGAAAAGCCAGAGGCGCUCGGCUCUCUGGAAACCUGCCAUGUGACAUUUGGCUGCCAGCGCUCCGCCAGAAGGUCAAAGGGGCCCCGGUGCACAUUUCACGGAGAUGCAGAGAAGCAGCGCCCCGGCCCCGGGCCUCCUCCACCAGCAGCACCAGCACCGCCUCUUCGGCGCCUCUCUGGACGGUGUCGGACGGUUCGGCUGCGCUCUGGGUCCGGAUCCGGAUCAGCAGCAGGCGGGGGAGGGGUUUUCCCGGAGGUCCAAACAGCAGAACCUCAAGUUUACACCGAGCAAAAAAAUCUUCCCCUGGAUGAAAGAGUCCAGACACACAAAUCAGAGAGCCGGCAGGAGGAUCGCAGACUGCAACAUCCCCGAGAAGUGUCCAAGCGCGAGCCCGGCCUCCAAGCGGACGCGCACCGCGUACACGAGCGCACAGCUCGUGGAGCUGGAGAAGGAGUUCCACUUCAGCCGCUACCUGUGCCGGCCGCGGCGCGUGGAGAUGGCGGGCCUGCUCAACCUCCACGAGCGGCAGAUCAAGAUCUGGUUCCAGAACCGGAGGAUGAAGCAGAAGAAGGACGAGAGAGUCCAGGGCCUCGCCUCCACCGCCUCCUCCUCCACCACCAACACCACCACCACCACCUCCUCCUCCUGCUGCUCGCCCCAGUCCUCCCCCUCCGCCCCGGGCAGCCCCACUCUGUCCAGCCUGGGCUAUGUCCAUCUGGGCGGGGAUUACCAGCCGGCCUCUCCUCGGCACAAGUCCCAGCAGCAGCAGCAGCCGUACCCUGCAGAAUACCCCAAAUACCCGGCGCCGUGCGUCACGCAGUUUGACGCACAGUACAACACGCACACCACAGCAAACAUGGAGGAAGCAGAGCUGAGCGGCCCCUACUUCUCCCAGAGCUGCUUUCCUCAGGACAGAAUCAUGCAGGCUCCAAAACUGACGCAUCUGUAG